Molecule: messenger RNA, 1438 nt
Organism: Anopheles darlingi
Lineage: Eukaryota; Metazoa; Arthropoda; Insecta; Diptera; Culicidae
Exons: 3
Coding region: 208-1239 (343 amino acids)
Source: RefSeq, a predicted model, not a curated record
CGGAACGAUAUUUUCCUGCGUUGUUCGUGUGUUUUUAACAUAAAUCAGACCUUUAAAGUGAAUUGAAACGCUAUAAGGAUCUCCCGGGAUCGUGCUGCAGCUGGAAGCGGGAACUGGCCGACCGUCUAGAACGUUCUGGAUCGUGCUGGAUCUUUCGGCGUGAUCCGGUCGCUUAUAAACACACCCGCCAGAGAUAGGUCGUGCGAGAUGUCUUCACACUCCAGUUUCUACCAAGGAACGAAACGGAUAUCUCCGUUGAAGAUAAGAAAUCCGAGUAUUUUACCCUCACAAAUAAUGCCGUCACCAACGGGUGCGCCUUUUAACUUUGCCGAAAUGCCGUGGUCCUACGGUGUGAAACCGGGGCAGGUGAUGGAGUUUAAUGCCGUGAUCCGGCCCAGCCCUAUCGCCGUUCCAGUCGGUCCCUCAUCACCCGUUCUGUCGAUACCAUCGUGCAGCAGUCUCAGUCCUCCCACGUUUGGUCCCCCGUCGCCAACGGCGAUCAUUCAUAAUAGCACCCCACAUCUGCCGGAAGUACGCAAACGAAAGACUGAUCUGGACAUGGCGCUGCCGAAUUUAUUACCCACGAAACAGUUUCUCACAGAGGAGAUGAUGUCGUCGCAUUUGAACAACCUGCACCUAUCCAGCGAAUACACCGCGCACGAUAUCAACCGAUCGAGCGACAGUUCCGCGUUACCGGGCACCUCGGCAACGUUGGAUGACGGCGACAUGAUGUUGAGCGAGGACAAAAGCCAACAGCCGUACAUCGUGUGCAUGUCACCGCAAGAGCUGGAGGAACGAUUGAAAAAGGCUCAAAGGAUUGCCAUCUGCGAGGAGGUGCGAAAACUCGAUACCCGUGCAGAGAUACUGCCCAAGGUGAUCCUCGAACGCAUGGAGAAACCAUGCACCGCACUGAUGAUCUGGCAACCGCCCCAGGAGCGGCUGGAUAAACUGUUUUCCACCGUAACGGAGCAGCUGGAGCAGCGCGAGCAGCAAGCGAACAAAAAGGAGCGAGAAGCAAGCAGCACCACCAGCAGCACAAUAUCUCCUACUACAGGUAUCACAUCCUCCGCUGGCUCAGUAGCACAGUGGUCUAUGGAUGACGAGACGCUACCCGACCUGCCGGAUUACGACGAAGAUUUGGAUGAUUUCGAGCCACAACAGGGUAUCAUCUGUGUUGGCAGCAUCACUUCACAGCCGGCAGUCGCACCCGACCCUGCCACGAUGGAUAUCGAGAUGUAGUAGACCUAGACCACACCGGGUUCGACACCAUGUGUGCGAUGCGGCGUUCGAUGAUUCCGGAUUCUUACUGGCUGCUUCUUUUUGUUGAUUUUUAGCCUCCAUAAACCUCCAUGGAUUCUCUCCCUGCGCGUCUCGUUCGAAAAUAAGCAGCGCUCUCGAAUGUACACUUCGGCAGAAAAUAAAAAAAGCAUAAAAACGA